AUGCAAGACAGAAACUUGGCCGCGUUUGAUUCAUUAUCACGAUUACGUGUUUUGGGCUUAAUGGAUGUCACUCUAUUGAAUCUCUCGGUGCCUGAUGAUUCAGAAGACAGACGAGUUCGUACUUCUGGCUCAGAAGUGAAUUCAAUGGCAUAUGGAAUGGCCGACACAUUAGGACAAUUAGAGCAUUUAUCCACCUGGGAAGCCGUAGUCCCAAAAUUUAAUAAUCGAGAGGAUGAAUGCCUAUUUGGAUUGUUUGAUAGUCGUGUCGGUAGUAAUCAAGGAGGUCGAGUCACUAAAUAUUUACAUGAUUGGUUCCCAUUCCAUUUCAGUUCGGAACUGAAAAAAUUAAGAGAUAAUAAUGAUACAAUUGAAUCGGCUUUACGUCGUUCUUUCUUGAGUUUAAAUAAAGAACUCGGUGCUAAAGUCUUCAACUCCAAUUUAGAGAUGAAUUUAGAUUUUCAACGUGAAAAAAAUGCGGCUUCAAAUCUCGGUAUCGACGACAAUAAAUCCGGUGCUUCUGGUUUAAUCGCGUAUAUAAAAGGCACAACAUUGUAUGUGGCGAACGUCGGUGAUAUUGUUGCUGUAAUAUCUCGUAACAGGGGAAAUGCAUCACCAAUUGCACAAAAACAUUCACCAAUGACACCAUCGGAAAUAGCAAGGAUUCGAAAUGCUGGCGGAUUUAUUUCCCACAAACGUUUAGUUAAUGGGGAAUUAGAAGUGUCACGUUCAUUCGGGCAUUUUCAUCUGAUACCUGCUAUUAAUGCAAAUCCAACUGUUGAAAUUGUUCAUCUUGAAGAACAAGAUGAAUUUAUUAUAAUAGCCACCCGUGGAUUAUGGGAUCGAAUAUCUUAUCAGACUGCAGUGGACAUUGCAUAUAAUGAAUACACAGAACGAGGAGAUUUGAUGCGCGCUGCUCAAAAGCUACGUGAUUUUGCCAUCGCUUAUGGUGCCGAGGAUAGCAUUAUGGUGAUGAUAGUUGGAGUAGAAGAUAUCUUCGGAAGAGGAACAAGAAAAUGGGAAUCUAAAGGAACCGACAAUUCAAAUAACAUUGUAGGAAAUACUUAUUAUAUUCGUGCUCGUCGUCGAGAUGAAGACAAACCGAGUGACUCAACAAUAGCACGAUUGCAAAAAGAGAUUGAACCACCGACCGGAAAAAUAGCUUUAGUUUUUACCGAUAUUAAAAAUUCUACGUUCUUAUGGGAGACAAUACCAAUUGCAAUGCGACACGCAAUCAAAUCACAUAAUUCAAUUAUGCGUAGACAAUUACGUAACAUUGGUGGUUAUGAAGUGAAAACCGAAGGUGACGCUUUCAUGGUUUCUUUUCCCACUGUGUCGUCUGCAUUAUUAUGGUGUUUCACGGUACAAAUGCAAUUAUUACGAGCCGAUUGGCCGAAUGAACUUUUGGAAUUGGUGGAUGGUAAAGAGGUUUAUGGUGGACACGAUUCGGACUUAAUAUAUCGUGGAUUAAGUGUACGAAUGGGAAUUCAUUGGGGUUCACCAGUAUGCGAAAUUGAUCCAAUAACGAAAAGAAUGGACUACUUUGGACCAAUGGUCAAUAGAGCUGCAAGAAUAUGUAACGCGGCUGAUGGUGGUCAAAUUUGUGUUAGUGCUGAUGUUGAGAGUGAGAUACGCCUAUUAGAGGCAAUGAUAGACAAUGAUCCGACGAUGGGAACAAGUCGAAAGAAUAGUCAAGAUGCUGAGGGAGAAUAUGAAGUCGCAGCUGCAGCUGCCGCAGCACUUGAGUCAAAUGGUCGGGUUGAGGGACCACCAAGUCUUAGCAGCAAUAGUGGUAUAGACAAAACUAUACUCUCAUUAAGAAAAAUGGGUUUUGUCGUAAGAAAAAUCGGUGAAACCAAACUAAAAGGUUUAGAAAAUCCCGAAGAAUUAUCAUUGAUUUAUCCUGAACCUCUAAAAGGUCGUUUGGAAGAAGAUCAAAAAAAAGCAAACCAAAGAAGCUCCGUGAUUACACCAGAGAAAAUAUACGAACCAUCAACUCAAAUUCUUGAUCCAUCGUCUAUUCGUGCUCUCGGAUACUUAUGCCUACGAUUGGAACGUGUAGCAUCGGGCUAUGUGAAUACUCGUAGGACGCGAAAUUCAAGAACUGACUAUUUAACUGGUCUUUUAACUUUUCAUGUAAAAGAUAAUGCUGAUGACGAAGAAUUAUUACGGAUAACUGAAAGUUUAAUUACUCGAAUUGAGAAUGCCAUCUCGACAUUAGCUCUUAAAAAAGUCGGUGCAUAUUCCAAGGUGCUGGAUACAAUUAUUACUGAUCCUGAACUCGUUUCGAAAGCGUUACAGAUGUGUAUUCAAAUAUUGGGUGCCUCGAAAUAA
This is a messenger RNA of Ambispora gerdemannii, 2331 nucleotides long. The record is from the annotation of a GenBank genome assembly. NCBI's taxonomy places the organism in Eukaryota, Fungi, Glomeromycota, Glomeromycetes, Archaeosporales, Ambisporaceae.